This is a messenger RNA of Larimichthys crocea (large yellow croaker), 1864 nucleotides long. It is a transcript of the gene s100v2, whose product is annotated as S100 calcium binding protein V2. The record is from RefSeq and is a predicted model, not a curated record. The transcript is spliced from 3 exons. The coding region runs from base 149 to 454 and encodes 101 amino acids. Lineage: Eukaryota; Metazoa; Chordata; Actinopteri; Sciaenidae.
UGCUUCUCUCUCUCUCUUUGCCGAGGGAGGAUCCAGGAAGGUUGCCAGCUGGUGACAGAAGCAAUGCUCCACUGACACACACCAGCAGCCAGCAACGAGACACGCAGGAAGAAAAAGUGACCACAUUGAAGAAGAGCUCGCAGUCGACAUGCCUCAGUAUUCAGAUCUUGAGAAGGCCAUCAACACACUGGUCACCCAGUUCCACUCUGCUUCAGCCGACAAUGGUCCAACACUGAAAACCGACGAAUUCAAAAACCUUUUGUCCUCUCAGCUGCCUAACUUGGUCAAGGGGGUCGGCUCAGAGCAGGGACUGGGUGAAAUCAUCCGGAAGAUGGGUGUAGGUGAAGGAGAGGGCAUCUCUUUCAAGCAUUUUUGGAGCUUAAUCCAGUCACUAGCCACCACGCAGCACGGCCUUCUUGCCGGCCAGAAGGGAUGCAGCUGCAUCCUCCUGUAAAAAAAGCAGGCUCUCAGCCCAACACAUCAGCAAUCUCUUGAGUUUCCAUCCUGAAAUGUAACAAUAUGCACAUCGCUCUCCUCAUCAGGUGUCAGAAUACAAAGGUGAAGUCUAGUCUGCACAGAGCAAGCUAUUCCCAAACACUAAAACAUUACAGUUUCUAAAUGCUGUGAUCUCUACAUUACACUUUGGCCUUUGCACCAGUGAAAUUUGUUAAUAAAUUGGCUUAGGUUGCUGUUUCUGGACAGAGUAAUCUGAUUUGUAUUGUUGUCUCAGCAUCAAACUGACCAUUUAUCAACAGAUUUACACUCCAACGGCUUCAGCACUAGAUGAUGCUUAAAAAAAAGUGCUUGUUGGAUAGCCUAACAGUGCCCGAAACCCACAGCUUCUUCAGCUUCACACUACACAUUGAAUAAUCUUUUCAGGCACUAUUAGACGAUCCAGCAGCAUUUAGCACUACAAGGCUCUAACACUCAUUUUGAAUUUAAUGGGCGGUAUCACAAACAUAGUCACUUGUUCCGGUUUAGUCUUGUUUGUUUUCCAUGUAUAAUGGUGCCUUCAAAUGCAGGUCGUGUUUACUCCACUAACAAUAAGGAGGACGAACCGCCCAAUGUUGUCGUAUUUACAUUACAUUAUUGUACAUUUUCUAAUAGCUCAAAGCGAAGUGCUGACAGUUUUGUAAAUGAUGAAAUCAAUCGAAUGGAGAUGAUACGACGUCAUUCACCAUUUUAGAGAAGGAACAAGGACAAGGUCCUAGGUGUCCAUUUUUUUCUCACUUGCCUAGCAAUUGUCAUCUCAUUAGUUAAUCACAUUAAUGCCAAGCGUAUACCAUAGUUUAUAUACAUGUCAUAUUGUCUUGUCAACUUUGCAUGUAAAAGAAAAAAAUGCUAACUCAUGAGUACCAUUUGAAGGCACGUCAAUAUGAGAGCAUGUAUAGACAAACAGAGUUGAGGCCACAUCAUUAGAAAUAUAAAAGAAGACGAUUUAAACUUCUAGAAGCUCUGAAUCUUUUUUUUAUUCCUUUGUGCAGGACUGACUCUUGUUGCAGUUCUCAAUUCACAGUAUCUGUUAUUGCGUUUACACGUUAACAUCAAGUGUUACACCUUGUCUGAAUCUAUAUGUAGAAGUAUAUGACACUAAUCAUCUCAAUUUGACCUCUCGUGUCAGUACCAAAACACAAAAGUGUAGUUUGGAUGUUUUCUUAAUGUCUUUGAACGGUGGACUUUGUGAUCAUCUGAAGAAACAUCUCAGAAUGUGUGCUUUAUAGUCCCUUUAUAAGUUUUUUUAACGAGUAAUGCUUUUCCCUCUGUGAUCCCGCAUUUUCUAUGUAUUUAUGUUUUGUAAUUCUCUGUAUUCUGACCUGCGUGACACCUUAAGAAAAAUGAUGUAAUAAACAUACAAACAAAUCAC